Sinocyclocheilus grahami is the source of this 6046-nucleotide messenger RNA. Its product is annotated as unconventional myosin-XVIIIb-like. The record is from RefSeq and is a predicted model, not a curated record. Gene Ontology annotation, cellular component: myosin complex; perinuclear region of cytoplasm; nucleoplasm. Gene Ontology annotation, molecular function: protein phosphatase binding; ATP binding; cytoskeletal motor activity. Gene Ontology annotation, biological process: neuron projection morphogenesis; negative regulation of G1/S transition of mitotic cell cycle; phosphatidylinositol 3-kinase/protein kinase B signal transduction. Bases 329 to 5686 code for a protein of 1785 amino acids. The transcript has 37 exons. NCBI's taxonomy places the organism in Eukaryota, Metazoa, Chordata, Actinopteri, Cypriniformes, Cyprinidae.
CUUCCCUCUAAAUGCAUGGAGAGUUAUGUGUCUAGGUCUAAUAUUUAUAUAUCAGCAACAGCACUAGUGAUCCUCGGCUCCUUAGCAACCGCUACUAUUAAUUACAGCCAGAUCUUCUGCAUUACAGCACGUUUGCUGAGCGAUGACCUCUGUUACCCGCACCGGUCAGCCGGCCCUUUCACUCUCUCCUGCUUUAUAUCGUUCUGGGUUCAACUUCUGGUAAAAGUCCACAGUGUCACUGUUUCCAUUUUUGGCUCCACUUUGUGUCCUCGCUCACAUCACACCUGGCUGAGAUCUCCCCGGCGGACCUUUCACCCCUCGUCCCGCCAUGGCCCUCUCCUCACGCUUAAAACUCUGGGAACAGAAGAUCAAGGAGGAGAAGAAGCCUCCAGCCGCCGCCGCCGCUACACAGCCUCCUCCUCCUCUCUCCGCCGUCCCUGGAGGAUUCCUCAAACAGCUGGUGAGAGAGACAGAGAAAGAGACGCGCCACAAAGAGCCAGAGCUCAAGGAGGAGAAGACGCCCAGGAAACUCAGCGACAACCUGGUCCAGAACUUCUUACUUCCCGACCAAACUCCACCGAUACUGGAAGCGGAGAUGGCACUUCGAGCGGAGCAGCUGGUGAACGGGGAACGUGGCCGCCACACCGCAUUGACAGAGAAGAAAACGUCCUCCCCCAGGAGGAUAAUGUCACCCGACCCAAAAAAUCCAAAAACCGGCUCAAAGUCUACCACACCAGAGGUCAGCCUCAGGACAGAGACAGCGAAAUCUCCAGCACCACCACUGGAAAAAGAAGUGAAAAAAGAAGAAGUAAAGUUGCAGCAAGAAGUUAAACCCCUGAAACAGGAAGUGCAAGAGCCUGAGGGUCAGAUCACUGUAACCCCCAUAAGAGAGAAGCCCAAGGUUCCAGUGAGGGAUGUGUGGUAUGAAGCUGGCAAAGUGUGGUAUGCUCACAAAGACGGUUAUACACUCGCCACUCAGCUAAAGCCGGACGAAGGCACACCGGAGCUCCCUGAUGGCAGGGUGAGGGUUCGACUGGACUCUGACGGAUCCGUCCAUGACGUUUCCCAGUAUGAGAUUGAAAAGCUGAACCCACCUGAGCUGGACCUGUGUGAGGACUUGAGUGACCUCGUGAGCGUGAACGAGUCGAGCGUCCUUCACACUGUGACCAGUCGAGCUAAAGGACAUCUACCCUUGACUCACGCUGGGCCCAAUCUACUGGCUCUGUGGCCUCCGCUGUCCUCGCCAGGCAAGGGGCUUCGGAGCAGACACUGGGAGUCCUGGGAGGCUCCUGGCCCACUGCAGGCUCUGGUGAGGAGGGUGUACGUGUCUAUGGUGGGUCAACGGAGGGACCAGACGCUGGUGGCUUUGGGCCGCAGUGGCACAGGGAAGACCACUUCCUGUCAGUCAUUUUCCCAGGAGCUGCUGAAACAAGCGGGAACUGCUGGAGGAAGCCUUACCUUAGAGCGGCUCCAGGCAGUGUUUACAGUGCUGCGCUCGUUCGGGUGUGUGAACUCGUCUCACAGCGAGGCCUCGACUCGAUUCGCUAUGGUGCUCUCACUGGAUUUUAACCACGCCGGACUCGCUGCUGCCGCACAUCUGCAGACUAUGCUGCUGGAGAAAUGGAGGGUGUGUCAGAGGCCGGAGGGAGAGAGUAACUUCCUGGUUUUCUCCCAGAUGCUCGCAGGCCUCAGCACAGACAUGAGGACUGAACUGCAGCUGCACCAGUUAAAGGAACACAACUCAUUUGGAAUUUCAUGCCCAACCAAGACUAUGCUGCUGGAGAAAUGGAGGGUGUGUCAGAGGCCGGAGGGAGAGAGUAACUUCCUGGUUUUCUCCCAGAUGCUCGCAGGCCUCAGCACAGACAUGAGGACUGAACUGCAGCUGCACCAGUUAAAGGAACACAACUCAUUUGGAAUUUCAUGCCCAACCAAGGUGGAUGAAAAGCAGAGAGCUUCAGUGGGUUUUGGGAAGCUACUGGCCGCCUUGAACACUUUAGGAUUCUCGGCGGAUGAGCAGAAGGCCAUUUGGCAUGUUUUGGCAGGAAUCUACCAUCUCGGCGUCGCAGGAACAUGCAAGGUGGGUCGUAAGCAGUUUAUGAGUUUUGACAGCGCGCAGACGGCCAGCGCCAUCCUGGGUUGUGAGGGAGAGGAGCUCCACACUGCCGUCUUCAAACACCACCUGAGGCAGUUACUGCAGAGAGCCACUGGAGGCGUCAGAGAGCGCCGCGCCGCAGAGGAACCAGAGGAUGGUCCGAGACUGAGUGCCGCUCAGUGUGUGGAAGGGAUGGCAGCUGGUCUGUAUGAGGAGCUCUUCACCUCUAUUGUGUCCCUCAUCAACAGAGCGCUGCACUCUCAGCAGCUGACGCUGGCCUCUGUGAUCGUGGUGGACACUCCGGGUCCGAGACUGAGUGCCGCUCAGUGUGUGGAAGGGAUGGCAGCUGGUCUGUAUGAGGAGCUCUUCACCUCUAUUGUGUCCCUCAUCAACAGAGCGCUGCACUCUCAGCAGCUGACGCUGGCCUCUGUGAUCGUGGUGGACACUCCGGGCCUGAGGAACCCCAGACACAGCGGUGACGACCGGGCCGCCGGCUUCUCUGAGCUCUGUCACAACUACUUACAAGAGAGACUGCUGGAGCAUUACUUCAGCCACACAUUCACACACACGCUGGAGAGAUACACACAGGAGGGAGUAGCUGUUGAUUUCACAGCCCCUGAGACGAGCCCGUCAGAGGUGGUGUGUGCUGUUGACCAGCCUGGAGUGCAGGUAUCACUCACCGAUCCUCAGCACACUUCUUACACUCGCUACCCUGAGCACAUGUCCCUGGGUGAUUUCCGCUGUCGUUUUCAGGCCCUCUCUGCUCCCAUAAUGAAACGAUAUGGUUCUGUCUUCAUUACCCCUGACGAGAGGAAGGUUCAGCAGAUGGCAGUGAGCUGUAUUCAGAGAAAUGUGCGAGUCCUCACUGCAGUGGCCCGCUGGAGCUGGUGGAAGCUGCUGUGCAGAGUGCGCCCCCUUCUGGAUGUCAACAUGGAUGACCAGCGGCUCAGAUCCAAAGAGGUACGUACUACUGACACAUUCACAAAGGACAUGUUUGACAGCGAACUGACCCAGGCGCUGGAACAGGCUGAUAAUGAGAGGGAGCAGAAGGAGAGAGCCAUCCAGGAGAAUACCGCCCUCGGUGCAGAGAUCUUCACCCUUCGCAAGACGCUCAAGGAGAGUCAGGUGGAGGUCACGCACCUGCAGCAGCAGAAGGAGGAACUGUGUGCUCAGAUCCGUGACCUGAGCGUUCCGCACCACCUCACCUCCGACUCCAUCCCUGAACUGAAGAAGAAGCUCCGUGAGCUGGAGACCAGAGACAAGGAGCGCUCAGACGAGAUCAGCCAGAUGACUGCCAGAAUCAAACAGCAGGAGCAGACGCACCUUCGCUUUGAGAUGGAGAUGGAGAGGAUGAAGCAGAUCCAUCAGAAGGAGCUGGAGGACAAGGACGAGGAACUGGAGGACGUGCAAAAAUCCUCACAAAGACGGCUCCGACAGCUGGAGAUGCAACUGGAACAGGAAUAUGAGGAAAAACAGAUGGUGGUUCAUGAGAAGCAUGACUUAGAGGGGCUGAUUGCCACACUGUGUGAACAGGUGGGCCACAGAGACUUUGACGUGGAGAAGAGGCUGAGGCGGGAUCUGAAGCGCACACAUGCCCUGCUCAGUGAUGCCCAGCUGCUGCUGUCCACCGUUGAACAGCCCGGGCAGGGUCACGACCCCGGUGCCAAGGAGCAGCUGGAGAGACUGUGCUGCCAGCUGGAGGACAGUGAAGCCAGACGCUUGGAGUCAGAAAGCACACAGAAGACUCUGGCUGCAGAGCUAGAAAAUGCUCAGAUCGAACUAGAGAGCAUCUGCAAGCAGAAGAGCCUGGUGGAUGAGCAGCUGGCUCAGCUCCGCUACGAGAGGACGGACCUGAUGAAGAGGCUGGAGGAAGACCAGGAGGAUCUCAACGAGCUCAUGAAGAAGCACAAAGCCCUCAUCGCUCAGUCUUCCAGUGAUAUCUCUCAGAUCCGAGAGCUUCAGGCUGAAAUGGAGGAGCUGAAGAAACAGAGACAGACCCUACAGAAGGAGCUGCAGACCAGCGUAGCACGUGUGCAGUUUCUAGAGUCGUCCACGGUGGCCCGCAGCAUCGUAAGCAAGCAAGAAGCUCGUAUCUGUGAUCUAGAGAACAAAUUGGAGUUCCAGAGAGGACAGGUCAAGAGAUUUGAGGUGCUGGUUCUGCGUCUGCGGGACAGUGUGGUGCGGCUGGGUGAGGAGCUGGAGCAGGCGGCCCAGGCCGAGGCCAGGGAGAGGGAGAACUCCCGAUACUAUCAGCAGAGACUGGCGGAUAUGAAACUGGAAAUGGAUGACCUGAGCAUCAGAGAACAGGAGAGCAGCCGUCGACGCAUGGAGCUGGAAAUGCAAGUGGAAGAGCUUAGCGCAGUAAGACAGACCCUGCAAGCUGAUCUAGAGACAUCAAUCCGGCGAAUCGUUGAUCUACAAGCCGCGCUGGAGGAGGUGGAGUCCAGCGAUGAAAGUGACACAGAAAGUGUACAGACGGCUGUGGAGUCCUUCUCUAGAAGGAAAGAUCUCGACACCAUGUCCAGCGUCGGAUCCAGUGUGGGUACUGAAGACGUCGGCGAAGGGAUCCGUCAGUGGGCAGGUGUACCACGAGGAGGCAGAACUUCUCCUUACGCAGGAAGCAGCUCCGGCCGCCAGUCUGUUACCGACACCAUGAGCACCUACAGUUUCAGAUCUUGCACUCAAGACCUUGACGAAGACAUCAAAGAAAGUUCCAGUGGUCUUGGCAGAGCGUCGUCAUCCACGGCCCUAUCUGAGCUCCUGGAGGGUCUUAGGAAGAAGCGCGCUGGAUGGGAAAGAGGCUCGGAGGCGGGCGAGGGGAGCACAGUGUCACUUCCCAUCUAUCAGACAACAGGGGCCUCCACGCUACGCCGCAGGUCCUCAGCGCUGUCUCUAGAAGCAGAGGAGGGUCUGGAGGACCUGCCUCGACCUGGCAUACUGAAACCUCCCAGUCCGCACCUGCCUCGUGCCUCCAGCCUCCGCUCCCUAUCCGAGUCAGGCCCAACGUCCUCCACCAGCACAACCACCACAGGAAAGAUGAACCGCUUCAGCUCCUGCGACUCCCUCGCAUCCGUGACCUCCACCGCAAGUUCCCGCCGCCACUUGUCCAACCUGGCCAUCCCUGAGGAAGGCGAGGAAGAGCCCAGCUCGAAAGCCAUGCCUCCUCUAGGCACCUAUCAACCAAUCCGACACCGUCUACUUGGUGGCCUGGUAGCAGAAACAGGAGAGUCACAAUUGGGAUUGGAACCACUUGUAUUCCAGAAUCGCAGACUCCUCGGGAAUCAAGACAAGGAGAGGGCCAGAGUCGAUGCAAGGGACACCAGCUCAGACAUUCUCCCAGCCAUCCGUCGAGCGCAGUCCACCAGCAGCCUGGCAUCUAGCAGUUCCCGAACGGGCCAGAGACGAGCCCUCAGUGUGCACUUUGGGGAGUUGCCGCCCUCCAGAGCGUCACGUAGGGAGUCCGACUCGGACUCUUCAAGUUCUGGUGGAUCUCAGAAGCGCCGUGGGCCUCAAGGAGAGAGGCUGGAAGCCGAGGGCAGCGAGGACGUCAACUCGGUGAUGAAGAAGUACCUCAAAAAAGCAGAAGUCGACUAGAAGACUCAACGAGGAUAGAUGAAGACAUGGAGAAUUGACUCAGUCCAGAAUGCAUUGAGGCACAUUUAACUGGAAGCACAAAUACACUGAGGAUUUAUUUUGAGCACUGUUUGUACACAAAGAUGUUAAAGUGAACGCAUGAAAUUCCUAAAAUUCUCACUGUAAACAUGCCCUUUAUUCGAGCCGUGCUGAUACCCACGGGUGCUUCAGGUCAGGGAAAUUAAUCUUGACCAGUGAGAGCUCGCUUUCCCUCUCAGCAGUCAGUGCAAAUUUGUUGAACUCCAACAGAUGUAAAUAAAAACGUCGAGCAGAAUCAUUGGUAUUUGCUUCGACCUUUCAAAGGAGAGGAACAGCAUUACA